Molecule: messenger RNA, 1396 nt
Organism: Phytophthora infestans T30-4
Lineage: Eukaryota; Oomycota; Peronosporomycetes; Peronosporales; Peronosporaceae
Exons: 2
Coding region: 134-1396 (420 amino acids)
Molecular function (GO): phosphatidylinositol binding
Source: RefSeq, a predicted model, not a curated record
GGUAACUUGCAGGAGUCGGUUCAUCUCCGUCAAAAAAGUUUGAUAUUCGACGCACUCAUUAGGCAAAACGGCCGCACGUGCGCAGUAAAUUCACCGUGAACGGACCCCUUCGUUCAUCUCCAAGCUCAGCGUCAUGAGGGAGAGUCUUCCAGCCACACGCUUGACCAUGUCGCUCAUGAACCAGGCGGACCCGAACGGGCGCGAUCUGCGACUCUGGCUGCUCUCAGCUACGACGCACCACGGCGUAACAUACUACCGCAUCGCAGGGCGCUUCUCCUCGAGCGGCCAGACGUGGGAGGUGAGCCACCGCUACUCAGAGUUCCUCAAGCUGCGCGAUCAGCUGGUCAAGUAUCUGUCUUCGUCCACAGACAAGUGCCCUGGUUGCCGCAACUAUCUGCACUCGAUCCAACGCUUCGACUUUCCCAAGAAGCACCUCUUUGCGUCCAGGGCGCCACCCGUCGUCAACUAUCGCGUCAAAGCGUUACGCUCCUUCCUCAACCUGCUGGCGUCCUGGGCUUUCUCCAAGACGCCUAAGUGUCCCAUCUGCGGAGGCUACGCCUUCGAGGUCGUGCGCAACUUUGUGCUGGAAGGCGAUGACCUGUCCGCCGACGCAGACAUGAGCUCUAUCCGGGAGUCUAUGGCGGUGGGGGCCUUUGCGGAGCCCAAUUUGGCCAGCACAAGAGGCCAGAGACAUUUGCGAAAGAAUAGUUGGAUGAAGCUUAGCUCGCCCAUGAAUCCGGAUAUGACCCAGAGCAUGUACAUCCCACGCAAUAGCAGCAGACAACCAACGUACCCGUCCUCAGAGCGACGAUACCAGCAGCAACGCAGUCGCCAGGACGUCGAUCCGUACGACGCGUUCAACGACUAUUUGCCGGAAAAGCAAUCGAAGGUCAAAAAGGCAACACAGGCAAACAUGGAACAGAAGAUCCAGAGCGGCAAGUUCGCGUUUGUGCCAUUGCAAGAGUCGAUUGAAGAGAGGAAACAACGUCAUCUCCGCGAACAAGAAGAAGCCAACUCGUAUCAGCAGAAGCUGGUGAAGCACCGCAGCGAACCUCGUAAUCUGUCGGCGCGUCGUCCCCUGGCAGAGAGCGAGUUGUCUGUUGGCACCAGUGCCUUUGAGAGCCCCCACUCAAACAAGCGAGUCGGAAGCCGGAAUGAGAGCUUUAUCUCAGACGUGAGUAUGGCAGCCGAGCCUAUCUUUAUCCAUGGAGACGAACUGAAACGCUACGGCCUCUCGGAUGACGAGCGCAAGGCCAGGAGUGCAACGAGCAGCGUGUACUCAGGCGACGACGAGAUUGAGCUCACGGGAGUGGCGAUGGCGUCGCCUUCGCGAGCGGACAAGAAGAAUGACAGCGACAACUUGUGGCAGCCCUGGGAGCUGGCCAGAGUGGCUUAA